UGUGGAGAAUGCGGUCCCGGAUACAAAACCCCCCUGGAAGCGAUGAAAGGUCCCCGGGAAGAGAUCGUGUACCUGCCCUGUAUCUACAGGAACACUGGAAUCCAGAAGCCGGACUACUUAGCCACAGUCGAUGUGGACCCCAAGUCUCGAACCUACUGCCAGGUUAUCCAUCGCUUGCCCAUGCCCAAUGUCAACGAUGAGCUGCACCAUACCGGGUGGAAUGCCUGCAGCAGCUGUUUCGGAGAUGCCACCAAGAAGCGCAACCGGAUGAUCCUCCCCAGCCUGAUCUCUUCCCGGAUCUACAUAGUAGACAUGGGCACAGAUCCACGAGCUCCCAGGCUCCACAAGGUAGUCGAGCCAGUGGAGGUGUACUGGAAAUGCAACUUGGCCAAUCCACACACCAGUCACUGCCUGGGCACCGGCGAAAUCAUGAUCAGCACCAUGGGAGACCCUUCUGGCAACGGGAAAGGUGGCUUUGUCCUGUUGGACGGUGAGACCUUUGAAGUCAAGGGGACCUGGGAAAGAGGGCCCAAAGCUCCCCCGCUGGGCUACGACUUUUGGUACCAGCCGAGACACAACGUCCUGAUGAGCACCGAAUGGGGAGUGCCGAAAUCCUUCGCGUACGGGUUUAAUCCGGCCGAUCUGGAGAAAGGGUACUACGGUGGCAACAUCCAUGUGUGGGAUUGGACCACCCACGAGCUCAUCCAGUCUAUCGACGUGGGGAAAAAUUCCAUCCCCCUCGAAAUCCGCUUCCUCCACGACCCGGAUGCUUCUCAGGGGUUCGUCGGCUGCGCCCUCAGCAGCGAAGUCCAUCGUUUCUACAAGACGCAGAACGGAAAGUGGGCAGCUGAGAAAGUGAUCCAAGUGCCCAAGAAGAAGGUGAAAGGAUGGCUUCUUGAAGAGAUGCCAGGUCUCAUCACGGACAUCCUGAUCUCCCUGGAUGACAAGUACUUGUAUUUCAGCAACUGGCUCCAUGGAGACAUUCGGCAAUAUGACAUCAGAAACCCUCAGAAGCCCAAACUGGUGGGCCAGGUCUUUUUGGGAGGCAGCAUCGUCAAAGGAGGGCCGGUCACCGUGACGGAAGACCAGGAAUUGGAAUGCCAGCCUAAGCCCUUUGUGAUCCAGGGCAAGAGGGUUCAAGGCGGUCCACAGAUGAUCCAGCUGAGCUUGGAUGGGAACAGGCUGUACGUCACCACCUCGCUCUUCAGUGGCUGGGACAAGCAGUUCUACCCCGACAUGGUCAAGGAAGGCUCUGUCAUGUUACAAAUCGAUGUGGACACGAAGAAAGGCGGCUUGAAAGUGAAUGAGAAGUUCCUCGUGGAUUUUGGGAAGGAGCCGCACGGGCCAGCCCUUGCCCACGAGAUCCGCUACCCAGGGGGAGACACCACCUCUGACAUCUGGGUCUAAAGGAAGGCCUCGGUGGAAAUAUCUGGGUUGUGUUUGGGGAAAGGGGUUGCCGUCGGUCUUCUCUUCUCACUCUGUCUUUUAACUCCAGGUGUGACAGUCCAAUGCAGGUGUGGCGUCCAUCUAGUUGACGCUGCAUCGGUUUCAGAUUUCCUCUGCUUGCCUAACUUAGCCAGUUUUACCUUUUCGGUGGAAUGGAGCGGCUCAAGAAGGUUGAGGAUCCCCGGAUGAAACUGUUUAUCCUCAUGAAAAGAGAUUUUGCCUUUAAGAGAGCCAUUAUGGGGUAGUGGUUAAGUGCACGGACUCUUAUCUGGGAGAACCGGGUUUGAUUCCCCACUCCUCCACUUGCAGCUGCUGGAAUGGCCUUGGGUCAGCCAUAGCUCUCGCAGAGGUUGUCCUUGAAAGGGCAGCUGCUGGGAGAGCCCUCUCAGCCCCACCCACCUCACAGGGGUGUCUGUUGAGGGGGAGGAAGGUAAAGGAGAUUGUGAGCCGCUCUGAGACUCUUCAGAGUGGAGGGCGGGAUAUAAAUCCAAUAUCAUCAUCAUCUUUCUUGUGCAUGCACACUUCCUCAGAUACAUUGAAAAGGAAAUUACCAGCCCAUACAUAUAGAAGAUACUGGAUUUGUAUCCUGCCAUUCACUCUGAAUGUCAGAGUGGUUCGCAAUCUCCUUCACCCUCCUCCCCCACCACAAACACUCUGUGAGGUAAUUGGGGCUGAGAGAGCUCUCACAGAAGCGACUCUUUCAAGGACAACUCUGCGAGAGCUAUGGCCUGACCCAAGGUUGAACAGCAAAUUAACAUACAACAUAAAUGAAGCUGUUUUAACAGGUGCAAAGAGGAAUAACAAGCUAGGUUUAUGUGGUCACCCUGAAUAAAACUUUGCUGAUCUUCAA
Messenger RNA from Heteronotia binoei (common prickly gecko), 2296 nucleotides. RefSeq names its product methanethiol oxidase-like. Lineage: Eukaryota; Metazoa; Chordata; Lepidosauria; Squamata; Gekkonidae. Gene Ontology annotation, molecular function: protein binding; selenium binding. Bases 43 to 1407 code for a protein of 454 amino acids. The record is from RefSeq and is a predicted model, not a curated record. The transcript has 12 exons.